This is a messenger RNA of Megalops cyprinoides (Indo-Pacific tarpon), 2002 nucleotides long. RefSeq names its product procollagen C-endopeptidase enhancer a (gene pcolcea). Bases 5 to 1501 code for a protein of 498 amino acids. NCBI's taxonomy places the organism in Eukaryota, Metazoa, Chordata, Actinopteri, Elopiformes, Megalopidae. The transcript is spliced from 9 exons. Gene Ontology annotation, molecular function: protein binding. The record is from RefSeq and is a predicted model, not a curated record.
CAGGAUGGAGUGCAGGUUGUCUGUGUGGACUCUAGUUCUUUCUCUGCUUCUCUUGCUGGGAUGGGUGCAGGGGCAAACUAACCAGAGAACCAACUUUACAAGGCCUGUGUUCCACUGUGGGGGUAACCUGGAUGGAGAGUCUGGGCUUCUGGGAAGUGAGGGGUUCCCCAGCUUUUAUAAACCAAACAGCAAAUGCACCUGGUACAUCACGGUACCUGAGGGCAACGUUGUCAUGCUGUCCUUCCGGAUCUUUGACCUGGAGGCUGACCCACUCUGUCGCUAUGACUAUGUGGACGUGUAUAACGGGCACUCCUACAUGGUGCAGAAGCUGGGCCGGUUCUGCGGGACCUUCCGGCCCGGUGCCCUCAUGUCCACCAGCAACACCAUGAUGGUGGAGAUGGUGUCAGAUUCUAGCACAGGGGGGCGGGGUUUCCUGGCCAACUUCAAUGGGGGCAAGCCCCAUGUGGAUGAGCACCAGUUUUGUGGAGGAAGGUUAACAAAGUCACAAGGCUCACUGAAGACCCCCAACUGGCCAGACAAGGACUACCCAGCAGGCAUUACCUGCUCCUGGCACAUCACGGUUGAGCCAAACAUGGUAAUCGAGGUCAAGUUUGACAAGUUUGACCUGGAGCCCGACAGUUACUGCCGCUUUGACUACGUGGCGUUCUUCAAUGGCGGCGAGAAGGAUGACUCUCGGCGGAUCGGGAAGUACUGCGGGGACACCUCGCCUGAAGCCAUAGUGUCCAAUGGAAACGAGCUGUUGGUCCAGUUUGUGUCUGACCUCAGCGUGACCUUUGAUGGCUUCAUGGCAAGCUACACCAGCAUUCCCCGCGGGUCUAAGGAACCAACCAUGGGGGACAACACUGGCUCAGGCCCCCGUGUGGAAUCUGCACCCCCUAGACCAGACGUUAAGCCCCCCAGACCAGCUCAACCCACCCCCACCACCCCAAAACCAACCGUAGCUCCAAAACAGGAAGUCCAACCCACCCUGGCAGCCCCCGAGCCCCCCUCCCCACCCAGACUCAGACCGGCCAAGCCAGACAGAACUCUGACGCCAGGAGUAAGGAGGCCCGGGCAGAACAGAACCGUGGUGAAGAAACCCCUGCCUAACAGGAGGACCGCGCCCCAGAACCCAGUGUGCGCCCAGGCAUGUAGGAGGGGUGGGACCAUUCAGACCAGCUUCUGUGCCAGUGAAUUUGUGAUCACGGGAACAGUGACCAUGGUAACCCCAGGACUGAGAGGCAGUGUGAACGUGAACAUUUCGCUAAUCAAGGCCUACAAAGCUGGGCGACUAACAAUCACCCAGGCGGGCGAGGCCAUGUCCAUCAAGGUGGUGUCCACGUGCAAGAAAUGUCCCCUCCUGCGAAGAGGGUCAAACUACAUCCUGAUGGGCCAGGUGGAUGACGAGGGGCGUGGCGUUCUGGUUCCAAGCAGCUUCACCCUUCUGUACAAGGCAACACAACAGAAAUUGCUCAACAAUCUCACCACUCGCCCGUGCUGACCUCACAGCUCCAUCUACCAAUCACACAUCAGGAAACAAAGUCAUGCCUCCUUCCAUCCCGCCACAGCAACGGUGACCGCACAUAACAGGCAUGCAGAAGGAAUCGUUAUAAAAACAUUUCAGAAACAUCAAGUCAAAUGUGAUUUCUGUAAGAACAUGAAUCCCCUUUAAAGCCUUUGUAACAUUACAUGUCAAUUAUCUCACGACUGCCCAGCAAAAAAGGCCAAAAGUAUGCUACUUACCAGUCAGCCUUUGUUUCAGACUUUCAUUAAGCUGAAGCCAGAAUGAGACAUGUUCAAUAACAUUCAUCUUAACUUCACCAGUAUUUUGAGGCUUCACUGAAGACUGACUGGCAUCAAGAUGUCCAUGAACCAGACACAAAACCAUAGACAUUUCAGUUUAAGCUCCAUGUAUUGAAAUUAUAUUUUAAGUUUUUGUUUUAUAUACAAGCAGAUGUCACACCUUAUAUUUGAUUGUAAUUUAUGAUGAUGUCUAAUUAAA